This is a messenger RNA of Erigeron canadensis, 1072 nucleotides long. RefSeq lists its product as uncharacterized. The record is from RefSeq and is a predicted model, not a curated record. Lineage: Eukaryota; Viridiplantae; Streptophyta; Magnoliopsida; Asterales; Asteraceae. The transcript has 7 exons. The coding region runs from base 172 to 930 and encodes 252 amino acids.
AAGUUUUACAUUUACCAAAAUACAGCAAAACAAGAAUAAAUAAACCUCAAAGUUGGACAGAUUUCUUUGGGGAGAAAGCUUGAGUUGAAUUGAAUCAUUCUGGCAAACAGUAAUAACGAUAUAUAUGUGCUACAUGGAAACUCAUAUUUGUAUUAACAGUGAAUUUUGAAAAUGGAAUUAAAAGAAUUUGAAGAAGCAAUAUUCGGAGAGCCUAAGGUUGAAUGGUCGUCGUCAGCAGCAGCAAGUGGACAAAUUCAUAAAUUCUUGUUUCAUGUUCAUCUUGACGAUUCUUGUCGUCAGCAGCAACAACUCAAAAUUCAUGUCACGGACUUUUUUUCAAACACUUUGGGGGCACUUCUUUCACUUCAACAACUCAAUGACAUGAGGGAUGAUAUUGGAGUUGGUGGUUCCUGGUCUGAGUUUCUGGAAUACGUUGUUAAUUCACUAAAGUUUGGGGAUGUGAAGCUUGUUUUGGAGGGGCAAUCCAAUUCAGAUGGACCUAAAUCUGCUAAACUGAUUGCCCAGAAGUUGAAAGGAAUGCCCAGAAUAUCUGUUUCUCUGCUUAGGCUCGUUGGCACUGCUGCAAACGAGGUGAUGUCAAGGCUUUCUCUUGAUAUGUACAAAGCGUACAAAAGCAAUCAAAUGUUGCUACUGCAAGAGAAAGAGGGCCGUAACCAGUUGACCAAAAUGCUUUCUGCUGAAAAGGAUAAGAGUGAACAUGUUCAGAAACAACUUGACGGUCUCUAUUCGAUUCGAAACAAGCCACAGAAGAUAACUUCAGAUACUUCAUCGGCUACCUGCCUCAAUGACAUUUCAGACAAACAAAUCGAUCAGAAUCCAAGCCCGAUGAAAGUGCCAAAGCGUGUGGUACCAGCACAUCGCAGAUCAAAGGUAAGAGGGGCUUUUCUGCAAGAUACAGAAGAUGAUUAGAUUAAGACAGACAUUGGAUCGUAAUUUUUCAAAUGUAAAGAUUUGUCCAAUUGGGCUAUUUGGUAUAGUCGGUGACUGACAUGUAGUGUUCUCUUUUCUUUUUUUCUUUUUUUUUGUCUGUGUGUAUACUUGGCUUCUUAGU